Messenger RNA from Sesamum indicum (sesame), 3211 nucleotides. NCBI's taxonomy places the organism in Eukaryota, Viridiplantae, Streptophyta, Magnoliopsida, Lamiales, Pedaliaceae. The record is from RefSeq and is a predicted model, not a curated record.
GUAAUAGUCUCAGGAGCUCUCUUCCCUAUCCAUUUUUGUAAAAAUUCUCCUGAAAGGAAUUUGCUCAUACAAGUCAAAAAGAAAAGAGUAAUCACGUGCUAUUUUCUUGAUCGCAGUCUUGAAAUCUUGGGUUUCCUCCGGUCAAUGUUGCCGCUGAUUUUCAAGAAUUUUGAGGGUGUCUUCUGAAUAGCGAUCGUGUUUGCUCAAGAUGACGAUAGGGACACCAGUGACACCGUCAUCAAAGAUCAAGAGGACAACACCGGCAUGUACUCCUGGCGGUCCAAAAGUACGAGAGGAGAAUAUUUUAGUGACUGUUCGGAUAAGGCCACUGAGUUCAAAAGAACUAGCUGCUUAUGAUCUUGUUGCGUGGGAUGUCACUGAUGAAAAUAUCAUUGUUUCGAAGAAUCUAUAUCAUGAGAGGCAUGGAGGACUUUAUAAAUUUGAUAAGGUUUUUGAUCCAACUUGCUCCACACAAAAAGUUUAUGAAGAAGGCGCCCGAGAUGUUGCUUUAUCUGCUCUUAGUGGAAUUAAUGCGACAAUCUUCGCAUACGGGCAGACUAGUAGUGGGAAGACAUUCACCAUGAGGGGCGUGGCGGAAAAUGCUGUUAAGGACAUUUAUAAUCACAUCAAAUUUACUCCAGAGAGAGAAUUUUUGCUCAAGUUCUCUGCUUUAGAGAUCUACAAUGAAACUGUUGUAGAUCUCCUGAACAGGGACUCGGGCCCGCUUCGUCUGUUGGAUGAUCCUGAGAGAGGAACUAUUGUGGAUAAGUUAACUGAAGAGGUUGUCAAAGGUGAUCAACAUUUGAGGCACCUAAUAAGUAUUUGUGAAGCGCAAAGGCAGGUGGGUGAAACUGCUCUGAAUGAUAAAAGCUCAAGAUCACAUCAGAUAAUUAGGCUGACCAUUGAGAGUAGUCUCCGAGAAGACUCGGAGUGCGUGAAAUCCUUUUUAGCAAGUUUGAAUCUUGUGGAUCUUGCUGGGAGUGAGCGUGCCACUCAAGCAAAUACAGGUGGUACAAGGUUGAAGGAGGGGAGCCAUAUCAACCGAAGCCUGCUAACAUUGACAACCGUAAUCAGAAAGCUAAGUGAUGGAAAGCGAAGUGGUCAUAUUCCCUACAGGAAUUCAAAACUCACGAGGAUAUUGCAGACUUCACUUGGUGGAAAUGCACGAACAGCAAUUAUUUGCACUAUGAGUCCUGCUUUGAGCCAUGUCGAGCAAUCAAGAAACACGCUUCUAUUCGCAACAAGUGCGAAGGAAGUUACAAAUAGUGCCCGGGUGAACAUGGUUGUUGAAAAGAAGCAACUGGUAAAGCAAUUGCAAGAGGAAGUUGCCAGACUUGAGGCAGAGCUCCGAAGUCCCGAGCCAUCUGACUCUUCAUGUUUAAGGUCUUUGCUGAGGGAAAAGGAACUGAAAAUCCAGCAGAUGGAGACAGAGAUUAACGAGCUGAAACGCCAAAGAGACAUUGCACAAUCUCAGCUUGAGUUGGAAAGAAGCUCUCACAAGGAACAAAAGGCUUCAGAUCAUCAUGGUCCUUCGUGUCAAGCCGUUAAGCGUCUCUCUUUCACCACUGAGAAUGACUCGCUUACUCGCAAAUGUGAUUCAAAAGUCAAGACGAGAAAGAUGGGGAGAAAAGCAGCAGCUUCUUCAGGAAUGUUGGUCAAUGAAAUAAGAAAGCUGGAGAUGAGGCAAAGACAGCUUGGUGAAGAAGCAAACCGUGCGUUAGAGCUACUUCACAAGGAGGUUGCUUCUCAGAGACUUGGGAGUCAGGAUACUGCCGAGACAAUUGCAAAGAUGCUGUCAGAAAUCAAAGUCAUGCAUGCAACAAGUUGUAGUUCAGAAGAAGUUCAGAUAAAAGGUAAACCUACCUUGAGAGAAGAGAUUGCUCGUUUGAACUCCCAGGAAGGCAACAUCAUAGUUUUAGAAGAGAAGCUUGAGAAUGUUCAGAGAUCCAUAGAAAAAUUAGUUAUGCAUCUUCCAACUGGUGGCGACACUCCUGAGGUAAAGACUUCCUCGAAAAAGAAAAAGGGCCUCCCAUUCAGCUUGAGCAAUACAGCCAACAUGCCGAAUUUAAUACGAUCUCCUUGCUCCACGUUGUCUUCUUCUCACAAAUUAGUAGAACACGAAAUUGAAAAUAGAGCCCCAGAGAGGAACAAUGUUAUUUCUGGUCUUGAAGCAAUUGCCCGGCAAAAGAGGACACCUAAUGGUAUAGAAAGUUGUAGUAUCUCAACAAGGGAGAAUAGCCCUGCACAAAAGCAAUCAAGCUCUAUAAAUAUGAGGAAAAUGCAGAAGAUGUUUAAGAAGGCCGCUGAGGAUAACAUUCAAAGCAUUAAGGCUUAUGUUACAGAGCUGAAAGAACGGGUUGCGAAGCUACAAUACCAAAAACAACUUCUUGUUUGCCAGGUGUUGGAGCUGGAGGAGGCCAAUGAGGCUUCAAGUAGCGAUGAGGCCGAGAUAAUCGAUCAACCUCACAUGCCAUGGAGUGUAGUGUUCGAGGAUCAACGGAAGGAGAUCAUAAUGUUGUGGCACGUCUGCCACGUCUCAAUUGUACACCGCACUCAGUUUUACUUGUUAUUUAGAGGAGAUCCUUCUGAUCAGAUAUACAUGGAAGUUGAACUCAGAAGGUUGAAAUGGUUGGAACAGCACCUGGAUGAGGUCGGCAACGCCAGCCCCGCCCUCUUAGGCGACGACCCUCCUGGCUCAGUAUCGUCAAGCAUCAAGGCCCUUAAACAGGAGAGGGAGUAUCUAGCAAAGAGAGUGAGCUCAAAACUGACGACGGAAGAAAGAGAGCUUCUGUACCUGAAAUGGGACAUUCCACCUGAGGGGAAACAGAGGAGGAGACUGCAACUUGUGAACAAACUGUGGACCGAUCCUCUGAAUAUGGAACAUGUGAAGGAAAGUGCAGAAGUGGUGGCUAAGCUUGUGGGGUUUUGUGAGUCGACGCAGCCCGUUUCAAGGGAGAUGUUUGAGCUCAACUUUGUACCUCUUAGUGACAAGAAGACAUGGAUGGGUUGGAACUUGAUAUCCAACCUUCUACAUUUGUAAGCACACUGGUGAAUAUAGUGAAACAUGAUAGCUUUGUUUUGAUGAUGCUACGGGGUGUUCAACAAAAUUGUCGGGCAGCCCCAAUCAAUCGGUCCAACCUAAACCGUACCGCAAGUAAUGGACUAAGGAUGGAUUGGGUUGAUUUUGAGCUAGUAAAAGAAGAUCAUAUUA